ACUCAGGCGCAGUGAUUGGUCGAGAAUCAGGAUAGUUGGGAUUUAUAGCUUUGAUCAUACAGUACAGAAGAGAGUAUUAUAAUAGUGUAAUAGUUUAAUUGUAGACACCAUCCGGCUGGUAGUGAUACUACUAUUCAACACACAGCUGAAGCUUCCACUGCAGACUGUAACACUUGAAACAAAGAGGCGGCUGCUCUCUGGAGGAGGCUCAAGACACUGAGGAAGGAGGGAAUCUGAACACACACUCCACAUGGCAGAGCCAAACUUCCCCCCACUGCCGGGAUUCAUCCCACUCAAGCCGUGCUUCUACCAGGACUUUGAUGAGAUCCCUGAACAGCACCGCGGCAUGUGCAAGAAAAUGUACCACCUGUGGAUGUUGAAUAGUGCUACUCUUGCAGUAAAUCUCAUUGGCUGCUUUGUAUGGAUGUUUGGUGGAGGUGGCGUGACUAACUUUGGACUGGCUAUCAUCUGGCUCCUCAUGUUCACUCCCUGCUCAUAUGUCUGUUGGUUUAGGCCCAUCUACAAGGCCUUCAGGAGUGACAGCUCCUUUAACUUCAUGCAGUUCUUUUUUGUGUUCAUGGCCCAAGUUGGUAUCAGCAUCAUCCAAAGCAUUGGCAUCCCUGGAUGGGGAGUGUGUGGUUGGCUGGCUACCAUUUCCUUCUUCAGCUAUAAUAUUUUUAUUGCACUGGUUAUGUUGAUCCCUACUAUCAUGUUCACUGCAGUCGCCUCACUGUCUUUCAUUGCCCUCACCAAGAUCCAUAAUUCCUACCGUGGCACUGGAGGUAGCAUGUCCAAAGCUCAGGAGGAAUGGGCCACAGGAGCCUGGAAGAACCCUCAUGUCCAGCAGGCUGCCAUGGGGGCAGCUACUGGAGCCAUGGAGGCGCAGUACUCCAGCCCACAAUUUAAUGAGAACCAGAUGUAGCCUCUUCAAGACAGAGGUGUCGAAGAAAAUGUCGAGACACUUAUGCCAAAGUUUGAGCAACACAGUUAGGAAGAUUUGAUAAUUUCCCACAAUAUUGUUAAUUAUUCAGUUACACAAUGUCUCAGAAAUGACACACACACAUUUGAACAGUUUUUACAUUUUGGCCAAAUUCAUAUUAAGCAGAAUUGUCAGUUAUUUCAAGUUAUUUCAUCAUUUGGCAAACAAAUAGUUCUGAACAUCUGUGGUGGCUCUCCUGUAAUAAAGGGCAUUUUAAUAAUUCGUAGUGUUUUAUAUCAUUUCAUGUUUUUUUGUUCUGUGUGGGAGGUUGAAAUGAAACUAGUUUUGAAUGUGUAUUCCUUUAGUGGCUCUGUGAGAGCUGUGUACUAAUGUGCUCUUUGUGUUGACCUGUAGUUCAAGCAAUUUUUACAAAAGAAAGCAAAAAAUCUUCCUUUUUUUAAAUUGAUGUACAGUAACUUUAGUUGGGAUGAAGAUGAAAUUGUUUAAUAAUAUUUUGUGUCAUUUAUUUACAAAUAAACUAUUAGAAUCAUAUUUUUUCAGGAUGUAAAGUAACAUUAGUUUUUCUUUUAUUUGAAAUAAAAAGGCAAACCAAAGAUCAAAUGUAAUAAUAAAACUGUAUUUUAAAUUGUGCUACUUUAUGUGACCUCAGAAUAACUCAUACAUCACAUUUCUAUGCAGUUUAUUGUUGAUUGCACUGCACAAAUAAAGGAAUGUUGUAAUAAAAAUAAAGGAUGGCACUCUGUAUUACAAUAACAAACAGUAUUAUUGAAAGUCUACCUUACACUAAAAACAUCAGCUUUACAACACAGACAAAUUCGAUGAAAUAUGUAAUCCAUGUGUUGUCAUCUGUAGGUUAUUAUAAACAGUGACAGUUUAUACUGAAUGUCAAUUUAGUGUGUGCUCUUUUAUAAACUGUUACUGUAUAUUUAAUGCAGUGUUUAAAAAAACAACUUUUCUCCUGCUGUGUGGCUAUUUGACCACAGGGAGGCACUGAUGGUUUUAGUAUGAAAUAAAAAGCUCC
Molecule: messenger RNA, 1961 nt
Organism: Larimichthys crocea (large yellow croaker)
Lineage: Eukaryota; Metazoa; Chordata; Actinopteri; Sciaenidae
Product: secretory carrier-associated membrane protein 5
Exons: 7
Coding region: 251-922 (223 amino acids)
Biological process (GO): protein transport
Cellular component (GO): recycling endosome membrane; trans-Golgi network membrane
Source: RefSeq, a predicted model, not a curated record